Brassica napus (rape) is the source of this 3900-nucleotide messenger RNA. RefSeq lists its product as uncharacterized. Gene Ontology annotation, molecular function: catalytic activity. The record is from RefSeq and is a predicted model, not a curated record. The coding region runs from base 1 to 3900 and encodes 1299 amino acids. Lineage: Eukaryota; Viridiplantae; Streptophyta; Magnoliopsida; Brassicales; Brassicaceae. The transcript has 4 exons.
AUGUCUGUUGCUAUGGAUAGAGCUUUAAUGGCUCUUUCUUUGGAUGAAGAAGAUGAGCCUUUUGAGAUGCCGGAUCUUCCGGGCUUCUGUUCGAACGAAAAGAAUCUGCUAAGCAUUGUGGGGAGAGUUCUUAACCCUGAAUGUCAAAAAAUGUCUUCUCUUAUCUGGAGGAUGCCUGGAAAAUGGCAAAAGGAAGGUAAAUGUCGUGGUGUGGCUCUCUCACAAGAGCGUUUUCAAUUUUUCUUCGACUUUGAGCAUGAUUUGGUGGAGGUUCUGGAGAAAGGGGUCCAUACCUUCAAUGAAUGGGUCAUUGUGAUCGAAAGGUGGGUUGAAGAACCCCCAGAUGACUAUCUGCAGUUCAUUCCGCUUUGGGUGCGAAUAAGCAAGUUACCAACGAGCUACUACACGGAGGAAGCCAUUAUGGCUCUGGGUGAACUUGUGGGUGAAGUUAAAGAGAUAGUUUUUGUUCCCUCGAAACCUCAGACUCAACCGUUUAUCAGGCUACAGGUCAGGUUCAAUGUAGCUAAGCCUCUUAGAAUGGCAAAGAUGGUGACUACUAAAGGAGGCAAGUCGUGGUCAAUUCACUUUGAUUAUGAAAGAAUUCAGAAACGCUGUUUUACUUGUCAGAGAUUAAAUCAUGAGCAAAAAAUUUGUCCUCUCAUGGUAAGGAAGAGACAAGAUGAGGCUAUGGCACGACGUCAAGUGGUUGCUAAAGAGCUGGAGAAGAAGAAGUCGGUUCUUAAUGAAAAUGAUCCCCUCUAUGGUGUGCUCAGGGAGGAUCAGGUGGGGAUUAUUUCUCUUACUGGUAGGCCUAAAUUUGCGAAGGAAGUGAUGGAUGAAAUGAGGCAGUACUUGCUUUUGGCUUCAGAAGAAGACAAAUUCAUAAGGGAAGACAGAGUUAGAAAGUCUGUAGCUGAAGUGGAACAAGAUCCUAUGUUGCAGAGGAUGGUCCUUAGACAGGAACCACCUCCUAUCAUCUCGUAUGACGUGAACAAAGGGAAGGGGAUCGUUUUCAACUAUGAAGAGAACGUUAAGCGGCUCAGAAGUAGCGCUGGAGUCCCUGCAUCUGAAAAACUGAUGGCUUCGGCCAUUGGUGCGGGAAUGGCGAUGAGGUUAGGACCGAAGCCAAUGGCCCUUACCGAGAGUGAAGAUGCUAAUUUUGGCUUUAAUGCUAGGGCACUUUCGUCUGGUUCAACGGUGUUUAGCACGGGUUUCUCGGAACCUUGUGCUCCUUCCGGGACCAAGAAGAAGGUUUACCAAAGAAGACGCCCUCCAAACUCUAAAAGGAAAUUGAGAACUAUUGGGGAGCCUUUCAUUGAAGGAGCGGCUUCUACAAGCAAGGCGGCUGGUAAACUAAUCGUAGGAGGAGUGAAGAGAAAGGUAGAGAUUGAAGAAGGGGAACUUCUAAUCUCGGUGAGGUCCAAAUCCCUAAAGGAGUGGUUGGGUUAUGACAGAGUUUUCACGGUGAAUCCUAGAGGUUUGAGUGGUGGCUUGGCUCUAUUUUGGAAAAGCACCAUCAAAUUGGAUAUUAAGUAUGCGGAUAAGAAUCUGAUCGAUAUGCAUGUUCAGUUUGGGGAAUUUAGUUUUUUUUUCUCGUGUAUAUAUGGUGAGCCUUCUCAUGAAGGGAAAAGUAUUGUUUGGGAGAGGCUGAGCAGGAUUGAAGUUGGUAGGAAAGAGCAAUGGUGUUUGGUUGGUGAUUUCAAUGAAAUUCUGAAUAAUAAUGAGAAAUUGGGUGGGCAUGUUAGAGCUGAAGAGUCUUUUCAGCCUUUCGGGGAUAUGCUCUCAGCGUGUGGCGUGGAGGAAUUGGAGUCUUCUGGAGACAGGUUCACUUGGUCGGGGCAGAGAUGGAAAAAAUGGAUCCAAUGCUGUUUGGAUAGAGCGUUUGGGAACAAGGAAUGGCUGCGACUGUUUCCUGGAUCCAAUCAGAAAUUCCUAGACAAGCGGGGUUCUGAUCAUAGGCCGGUCCUGUUGAAUCUCCAGUCCUCUCAAGUAGCCUUCAAGGGUCAGUUCAGGUUCGAUAAAAAGUUUCUCUUUCAACCCAUGGUUAAAAAGAAAAUCCUUGAGACUUGGAGUACAAGAAGUGCUGGUGCUGAGAACCGGAAUGUGUCUAAAAGAUUAAGAGACUGCAGAGGUGUUCUGAGUCGUUGGAAGAAAUCGAGGGUAUUUAAUGCAAGAGACAGGAUCCACUUACUUGAACACCGUCUGGAAUGGUUUGAGUCUAGGAACUACCCUUGCUUCCAUGCUAUCAGGGUGAUCAAGAAAGAAUUGUACAAGGCCUAUAGAGAGGAGGAAAUUUUCUGGCAGCAGAGAAGUCGAGAACGGUGGCUACGUCAUGGUGAUAGGAAUUCUAAAUUCUUCCACGACUCAGUGAAAUCUGAUCGCUCAAGGAAACUCUUAAGCAAGAUUAAGGAUAUCAAUGGGAUUGAGCAAUGGUCGGAGGCAGCAAAAGCUCAAGUUGUUGUGGACUACUUCUCUGUUUUGUUCAAAUCUUCGAACCCAUCAAGUUUCCAGCUGAUAUUUCAAGACAUGGUCCCUCGUGUCACGGCUGCUAUGAAUGAAAGAUUGGUGGCUGAUGUUACUCGUGAAGAAAUCAGAGAUGCCGUGUUUAGUAUCAAAGCUUCUAGUGCGCCUGGACCUGAUGGUAUGACUGGGCUGUUCUUUCACCAAUACUGGGACAUUGUGGGUCUGCAAGUAACAGCAGAAGUUCAGAAGUUCUUCAACACUGGGGUAAUGCCGGAUGAUUGGAACUUUACCCACAUUUGUUUGCUGCCUAAAGUUCAGGAUCCUGAGCUGAUGAGUGACUUACGACCAAUCAGCCUGUGCUCGGUCCUCUAUAAGACUAUCUCGAAGAUAAUGAGAUACUCAUCAAACAUUGGGAUUGCUCAUGAGGCGGUUCAUGCUUUACGCUCUCAUCGUGAGGUGGAAAAGGAGUUUAUGGUGGUAAAAACGGAUAUGUCAAAGGCCUACGAUAGGAUUGAAUGGAGUUAUUUGAGGAGACUGCUAGAAGCUCUAGGAUUUGAUCAGAAGUGGGUUGGUCUUGUUUUGGCAUGUGUGUCCUCGGUGUCUUUUGCGGUGUUGAUUAAUGAUCAACCUUUUGGCCUCAUAAAACCGCAACGAGGGAUUCGCCAGGGUGACCCUCUAUCUCCGUUCCUUUUUGUGUUGUGCACGGAAGGGUUAACUCAUAUGUUAAACAAGGCAGAAAAGGACCAGCAGCUUUGUGGUGUAAAGUUUUCAGAGCAUGGUCCAUCUAUCCAUCAUCUCCUAUUUGCCGACGACAGCCUCUUCAUGUGCAAGGCGUCGGAGUCGCAAGCGAGGGUCCUUCAUGUUGUCUUGCGGACCUAUGGAAAAGCCACGGGUCAAGCCAUUAAUGUACAGAAGUCGGCGAUAUCUUUUGGUAGAUUGGUGAGGCAGGAGGAAAUAGAUUCUAUAUCUCAGGUGCUGGGAAUAUUUAACGAAGGAGGCUCCUCCAAAUACCUCGGGCUCCCGGAGUGUUUCAGUGGCUCUAAGGUUGACCUUUUCGGCUAUUUACGAGAACGAGUCACUGCUCGGCUCAAUGCUUGGUACCUACGGAAGCUCUCUCAAGGUGGCAAGGAGAUUAUACUCAAAGUCGCAGCUUCUGCCUUGCCGGUCUUUGCCAUGUCAGUUUAUAAAAUCCCAAAGACAGUUUGUGGUAAAAUUGUAUCAGUUAUGGCUGAUUUCUGGUGGGGGUCUGACUUACAUAAGAGAAAGGCGUGGAAAGUGCUAUCUGCACCUCAAUGCCUUCUUGCUCGGUUCCUGAAAAGUAGAUACUUCCCUGAGGUUGAUUUUUUAGAGGCGAAACUUGGAAACCGUCCAUCUUAUGGUGGAGGAGCUUGCUGUUUGGGAGAGAGUUGCUACGGAAGGGGAUUCAGAAGAGAGUAG